AUGGAUAAAUGGGCAUCUUUGAAUGCCGGUAUGCCCAGUCAUAUUCAUGCUGAUGAUUUUGACGUCCUUCCAUUUGGGGAUAACGACCUUAAAGCAUCUACACCCGAUUCUCAUCAACACAUUACGGAUUCAGAACCAGAUUCAGAACACUUUCGGCUGCUGACCGAGCUGACCACCAUACUCAGCGACAUUGUCGAUUCAUACUAUACUCUGAGAGCAACACAACGGACAUCUAAGGAUCUCUCAUUGUCACUUGAACUAGCAAGACCGCUACGCUCACGCCUUAAGUCUUGGAACGAUUCUUUACCUCCUUCUAUGUCUCUAAGACAACAUGAGCAUUUCGAUUCACGUGGUGUAGCUCAAUUAAGCGGAAAUCCAUCACUUUCACUAGCCUACAUCAUUGCAACCAUGACAUUAUUCCGAGCUCUCCUCCGACCUUUGGAAAAUUUGACAAGUGUAGAUGGGGAGGCAACAGUGGGUAGCCGUCUAGCCGUUCGAGCCAGUGCUAGGGAAUGUGCCAAAGAAGUCGUCGAAUUUGUAGAAAAUCUUAGCAGAGGGGCUUUGGAUGCCUUUUGGCAUUCCUGGUCUCGUGCAAACUUCGCAAUAGCAUCAUCAUUUCUCAUGCAACUCCUCGUUACAGCCGAAAAUGAAACUGAAUCGGCAGAAAUCAACGAAUUGGUGACUCGUUGGAGGUGGGCCAUGCGUAUUGGUAGCGGCAGCGCUGGAAACGGACUCAUGAGCUUGGGGUUACUGAGGUUAGAUGGCUUGUUAAUGAAGAAUAGUGGUGUGGAAGCAGGUGUAUGA
Molecule: messenger RNA, 804 nt
Organism: Sclerotinia sclerotiorum 1980 UF-70
Lineage: Eukaryota; Fungi; Ascomycota; Leotiomycetes; Helotiales; Sclerotiniaceae
Exons: 2
Coding region: 1-804 (267 amino acids)
Cellular component (GO): nucleus
Source: RefSeq, a predicted model, not a curated record